AAUCCCACCAACACUUUACUAGUAAUAAAUUAAUUAAUUCAACUACCAGCUACUUAAUUCUUCCAACACUUCUAUAACCUCCUUUUCUCUUCUAACUCACCCACAAUGACCUCAAUCACAUUAUUCCUAAUUCUCAUCACACUAUCUUCAUUAAUCAUACCAUAUUUUCAUCUCCCAUUAGCAUCAUCAUCAUUAAUAUCACCUCCAAGCAAUCAAGGACAAUGGAAUCUAUUACAACCAACCAUUGGCAUAUCAGCUAUGCACAUGCAACUUACACACAACGACAAAAUCAUAAUUUUCGACCGAACCGAUUUUGGUCCAUCAAACCUCCCUCUUUCAAAUGGAGAGUGUCGUAUGGACCCAUACGACACUGCCCUUAAAACUGAUUGCACUGCUCACUCCGUUCUAUACGACAUUUACACAAACACCUUCCGCUCAUUAACAAUUCAAACAGAUACAUGGUGUUCCUCUGGCUCCGUUCUCCCAAACGGAACGUUGAUCCAAACCGGUGGUUUCAACGACGGAGAACGCCGUAUCCGAAUGUUCACACCAUGCUUCCACGAAAACUGCGAUUGGAUUGAAUUUCCAAGUUACUUAAUCGAAAGAAGAUGGUAUGCAACAAAUCAAAUUCUACCAGAUAAUCGUGUUAUUAUCAUCGGUGGUAGAAAACAAUUCAACUACGAAUUCUUUCCUAAAACAAUAACUUCUUCUGAAUCAUCUCCUUCAUCGAUUCAUUUACCUUUUCUACAAGAAACUAACGAUCCAAACGAAAACAAUUUAUAUCCAUUUGUUCAUCUUUUACCAAACGGAAACCUAUUCAUUUUCGCAAAUAAACGAUCCAUUUUACUCGAUUACAAACAAAACCGUGUCGUUAAAGAAUUUCCCGAAAUUUCAGGUGGUGAUCCACGUAACUAUCCAAGUUCAGGCUCAUCGGUUCUUCUUCCAUUAGACGAAAACCUAAACUCAAUUGAAGCUGAAAUCAUGGUUUGUGGUGGUGCGCCACGUGGCGCGUUUGAAGAAGCUUCCAAAGGAAACUUCAUUCAAGCACUUAACACGUGUGGAUUUCUUAAAGUAACAGAUUCAAAUCCUAAUUGGAUUAUGAAAAAUAUGCCAAUAGCAAGAGUAAUGGGAGACAUGUUAAUUUUACCUAACGGCGACAUUAUUAUAAUUAACGGCGUUGAAUUAGGUACAGCCGGUUGGGAAAACGGACGUCGACCGGUUUUAACGCCGGUAAUUUACCGGUCAUCGGUAACGGUAACGGAAUCUCAACGGUUUAGUAUAAUGCAAAGAGCUUCAAGGCCAAGACUAUAUCAUUCCUCUGCGGUGGUUUUAAGAGAUGGAAGAGUUUUAGUUGGUGGAAGUAAUCCACAUGUGAAUUACAAUUUCAGUGGAGUUGAAUUUCCAACGGAUUUAAGUUUGGAAGCGUUUUCUCCGCCGUAUUUAUCACCAGAAUUUGAUCCGGUGCGUCCAAUUAUAAGGCACGUCACCAGUUAUAUAUUAGGGUAUAGAGUUUUUUACUAUGUUACAUUUACAGUGGGUAAAUUUGGUUCGGCGAGUGAUGUGUCUGUUAGGAUUUUGGCACCUUCGUUUAGUACACACUCAUAUGGAAUGAAUCAGAGGAUGGUGGUUUUGAAGUUGAUUGGGGUAACGGAAGUGAAUUUUGGGACUUAUUAUGCUACUGUUGUGGGACCAUCUACUCAAGAGAUUGCACCACCAGGUUAUUAUAUUUUGUUUUUAGUGCAUGAAGGUGUGCCUAGUUCUGGAACAUGGGUGCAACUCAUGUAGUUUUUGGUUUAGUUAGUUAGAUAUUUUUUAGUGACUUAAGUACGUGUUAGUUAGAAGGAAUGGAUUAGAUGCAUGGUUGCAAAUUAUCAUGGAGAGUGUAUUAUGUUAAUUUAUGUGCAGGGCAAGCCCAUGCAUAAGGCAAUUAAAGUCCUUGUUUUAGUCCUUCAAAUUUUGGCUCAAAUAAAAAGGCUUCUAAAUCUUCAAAAUUUAGGUUUAGUCUAUAUACAAACAACAAAAAUGCUUAUUAUUAUGAACAACAAAAACAAGAAAGGCAAAGAAGAAAUUUAGACCAUCAUUUACAAUUACUACUCCUAUGAUUUCAGCAAAACUUUGACUAAUUAGUCUUAU
Molecule: messenger RNA, 2133 nt
Organism: Cicer arietinum (chickpea)
Lineage: Eukaryota; Viridiplantae; Streptophyta; Magnoliopsida; Fabales; Fabaceae
Product: aldehyde oxidase GLOX
Source: RefSeq, a predicted model, not a curated record